UCCGUAAGCCUGGCUUUGGUUCUGGGUUUGAUCUUUCUGGUUCUGUUUGAGGUGAUGAGGAUUCAUUUCAGCAGAGCCCGAACUCCACCUGGACCCACACCUUUCCCUUUUGUGUGAACAAUACCAUAUUUUAUAAAAGACCCAAUGGGAUCUAUCAGAUCACUCAAUCAGUUUGGAGAAUUGUCUAGUCUGUACCUGGGACGAAAACCAUCAAUAGUCUUAAAUACACUCCAGAUCACUAAGGAAGCCCUGAUGCAAGAAGGUUCAUCUUUUUCGGGAAGACCAUCUUUACCUCUUGUAGAAUUGAUAACUAAUGGACUCGGUAUAAUAAUGACGAAUGGUCACUCGUGGAGACAGCAGAGAAGGUUUGCUCUCCACACGCUCAGAAACUUCGGCCUGGGAAAGAAAUCUGUAGAAGAGCGUGUGUUAGAUGAAGCCGGAUACCUGGUUACUGAGAUGCUCAAAGAUGAAGGAAGGUCAUUUAACCCAGAGCACGCCUUACAGAAUGCAGUUUCAAAUAUAAUCUGUUCCAUCGUGUUUGGAGAUCGCUUUGAAUACGAUAACAAACGCUUUGCGUACCUUCUGAAAAUCCUCAAAGAGAACUUUAUUCUGUCAGGGUCACCAAUAGGACAGAUAUUCAACUUGGUUCCUUUCAUCAAGCACUUUCCUGGACCUCAUCAGAAGAUCCUUCAGAACGCCAAUGAGUUAGUAAAUUUCAUUCACAAGGAAGUUAAAGAACACAGACAAACUUUGGAUCCAGAAAACCCACGAGACUUCAUUGAUGCCUACAUGCUAGAGAUAGAAAAACAAAAAUCACACGAGGACUCAACGUUUCAUGAGGAGAACAUGGUGAUGUCAGCAGCUGAUCUCUUUUUGGCUGGAACUGACACGACGGCGACCACCAUCAGAUGGGGACUCAUCUUCUUGAUGGACAACCCAGAUGUACAAGAACGAUGUCAUAAGGAGAUUGUUCAGGUGUUGGGUUAUGAUCGUCUGCCCACCAUGAAUGACCGUGACAAACUUCCAUACACAUACGCCACUGUUCAUGAGAUUCAGCGCUGUGCUAACAUUGUUCCUCUCGGUGUAUUUCAUUUAACCACACAGCCAACCAAACUAAGAGGAUAUGACAUUCCCAAGGGAACUAUGAUCAUGACAAACUUAACAGCAAUCUUCAGUGAUAAGGAGCACUGGAAAUGUCCGGACACUUUCAAUCCAGAGAAUUUCUUAGAUGAGAAGGGACAUUUCUGCAAACCUGAGGCAUUCAUCCCUUUCUUAAUCGGUCCGAGGGUUUGUCUCGGUGAGACCCUUGCAAGGACGGAGCUUUUCCUUUACUUUGUGUCUCUACUACAGCGGAUUCAUUUCUCCUGGCCACCAAACUCACAGCAUCCAGACAUGGAUGGUAUCAUGGCUGUGGUGAGAUACCCUCACCCCUUCAAAACCAUCUGCCAUAGCCGAGAUGCCAAAGACUGACCGUCAGUGACCCGACCCAACACGCCAACAGACCGCUGAAGUCUAUCUGCAUCCAAAUUAAGCAUUUUAGAUAGUGCUCAGAAGAUGUAUCUGGGUCAUUCUACAGAAACAUACACUUUUGGUAUGUCAAGAUGUCUUAAAAUUAAUUUCUUUUUCUAACAUUUAAACUUAGACCACAUUGUUAGAUUACUCUUUGACUUUAUGAGUACACAUAAAUGACAGCUUAAUGAUGUUUUAUUUUUUGUGUGCAUGUACUUAAAGACUGCAUUCACAAUUUUUUGUCACUGGUGUUACCUUACUUCUUUA
Molecule: messenger RNA, 1776 nt
Organism: Misgurnus anguillicaudatus (oriental weatherfish)
Lineage: Eukaryota; Metazoa; Chordata; Actinopteri; Cypriniformes; Cobitidae
Source: RefSeq, a predicted model, not a curated record